Aegilops tauschii subsp. strangulata is the source of this 1854-nucleotide messenger RNA. RefSeq names its product receptor protein kinase-like protein ZAR1. Gene Ontology annotation, biological process: protein phosphorylation. NCBI's taxonomy places the organism in Eukaryota, Viridiplantae, Streptophyta, Magnoliopsida, Poales, Poaceae. Gene Ontology annotation, molecular function: protein kinase activity; ATP binding. The record is from RefSeq and is a predicted model, not a curated record.
AUAAGGAAUGUUGUUCAGUUGUUAGAAUUCUGUUUGCAAAGCGUGAGCGUUUGAUGAUCAGGCACAGGACCGGAUGCCACAAACUCACUGCAAUGAUCAUUUCGUUCUUCUAUUAUGAUAGUACUCCGAAGUACUGCAUAUUUAUGUGUUUUGUCAGUCCCCUGGAGGUCCUGCAGGCGGUGCUGGAGUUGCAGGAGGCGGUCGCGGUGUCCUGCGGGCUAAAUUGCUAACUGAAUGUCUUUGUCAGUCCCUUUUCGGUUAUGGCUCAUGAACUUAAUGACAGUGUUCAUCUUGUUUCUGAUCUGUUAAGGUGUGCAUGAUUGAUCGACUGCAUGUUCUGUUUUUGCACCGUGGAUCAUGUAGGACGAAUGUCAUUCAGAUACAGGAUCAGCCUUACUGAAACUCUUUGAUAUUCUCGCCUUUUCGGUUUUGACUGAUGAACUCACCUCGGUUAAAUUCUAGCUUAUGACAGAAAUGUUGGUAGCUGCCUAAGCUUCAGGAUUUUAUCAGUACUUAGGAUUGAUCAACUACAGAACCUGACUAAAGUUACCUUUAAUUGUGUCCCAUCAAACAGUUUUUGGAGAGUUGGUUGCUGGGCUAAGUUAGUUUCUGUUGGUUGCUAGGCAAUUUCCUAGUUGUGUCUGAUCAAGCAGUUUUCUGGAGUUGUGCAAAUGCAACUUAAUGUUGGUCAGGUUCUGUAGAAUUAUGCACUGAUAAACUUGUCAUCGUACAUGGUCUUUAUUUAUCGUGUUACCACUCUCGUUUAAAUGCAUUUGUUUUUGGAGACAAGGCAGUGAAAGGAGGUGCAGAGUAACAUGUUUCAGAUUACAUGCAUGUUAAGUACACAAGCUCUACUUUGCAUUUUUCCCAGCGACGUUGCCUCUAUACCAUGUUUUAAACUGCUAAUUCUGCUGUAUAUGCCCUUCCUAGGGUCAUUAAUUUGUGAAUCACAGAAUAUGAGUAGUGUUGUAUUCAAGCUCUGAAUUUCGUACAGUAGAGCACACACACAUGACACAUGUACAAGUAGAGUAAUUCGUACCGUCGUGCUCAUCUCGGUCGCCGACGCGGCCGGCGUCGCCCUCAUCGGAGUCAUCGUGGUGUACAUAUACUGGAAGCUGUGCGACCCGCGCGGGGACGACGUCGACGACGACGAGGACGAGGAGGGGCGAGGGCUCUUCGCCUGCCCGUGCAUGCGCGCAAACACCUGCGAGGACUCGUCGGACGGGUUCGACACGGGCGGCGGCGAGAAGAAACGCGGCAACGGUUCCGGGGGCGGAGGCGGCGGCGAGGACGGGGAGCUGGUGGCGAUCGACAAGGGGUUCUGGAUGGAGCUGGACGAGCUGCUGCGGUCGUCGGCGUACGUGCUGGGGAAGGGCGGGAAGGGGAUCGUGUAUAAGGUGGUGGUAGGCAACGGGACGACGCCGGUGGCCGUGCGGCGGCUGGGCGGCGGCACCGCGGCCCCGGAGCGGUACAAGGAGUUCGCGGCGGAGGCCGGCGCCGUCGGGCGCGUGCGGCACGCCAACGUGGUACGGCUGCGCGCCUACUACUGGUCGCCCGACGAGAAGCUCGUCGUCACCGACUUCAUCAACAACGGCAACCUCGCCUCCGCGCUGCGCGGGGGGUUUCUGCAAAACUGCGUACGCUGACCGGUCCAGCCAAUUGGCGAGUUGUGAUUGGCCCGGGACUAAAUCAUCACAUGAGGUGCAAGUUGAGGUAUGGUUUGGUCAAGUUUUGCAACUUUGAGACUAAAUCAUCACAUUGGGUGCAAGUUAGGGUACCUGAGAUGCUAUUACCUCAUUUUUUAGAGACGGUUCGUUUUGUGAAAUGAUUUCAUCCAUAAGUUAAAAUUGUCAA